AGCGGGAGGCGCUGGGCUGCACAGGUUUAGCGCUGGAGGCAGCCGGCGCGAUGUAUCUCCGCAGGGCAGUCUCCAGGACCCUGGCGCUGCCGCUGCGGGCGUCCCCCGGCCCCGUGCCUGUCCGGAAGGACGGACCUGUGCGCUCUCCAGCUUCGUGGGGAUCAACAGCAGUGGGUGGGAAGAUGGACACCAAUCAGCGAGCCAGGAAGGGCGCUGGACGAGCAUCUCUUCGCUGGAUGUCGUCUAAAUUCCCCGGAUCAUCUGGACCAAAUAUGACCUAUUACUUGGUUGUAGGUGUCACAGUCAGUGCUGGUGGAUAUUACAUUUACAAGACAGUUACAUCAAAUCAAGCUAAGCACACAGAACAUAUAACAAAUAUGAAAGAAAAAACCAAAGCAGAGUUACAUCCACUUCAAGGUGAAAAAGAGAACCUUGCGGGAGCUGAGGAAGUAAGUUCAGAAGCCUGUGAAGUAUCGUUAGUGGAAGGUCAGGUGGUUGAUGCUGAAGAUACUCCAGAUGCUACAGCUGCAGUCAUAAAACAAGUUUCCACCUGUCCAGGUCACGUGGAGGCUGCUCCUGUGGAGUCCACUGCAGUCCACCCUGAAACUGGCCCAGAGGUCACAAACGCAGUCACGGGCAAAACCGCAGAAGUUGGCGCUGAAGCGACCUCCGAGGUUACAGGCACAGCUCCGGAUGAAGUUGUUGCCCUCAGGAAUGAUAAAGGCACAGCAAAGAACGAAAGCUCUGAUGACUAUGCUGAACUAGAAGGAGAGUCGUCUCAGGUGGAGUCAGAAUCCUCUGACGGUGCUGAGUCGCAGGAAGAAGCCAGUGUUGGUUCUGAGGCCGUCUCUGCUCAAGGCUAAUCUCAGGCUGAGACUCAGCAAAAAAUGUCAUCGAGUGUCUGAGAGGUGCUUUUCUAGUUUUAGUAAUCUUAGUUUUCUAGAAAAGUUUCAUGUGCCUUGAAGAGUUUUUGUAUAUGCUGAUAGGCUUCAGGAUUGAGAGAUCAUAUACUUUACCUUACUUUAACAUAUGUAAAUCUAGAUUCUUGAGUUUUGAUUCAAACUCAUUUAAAUAAAAAUUGGAAAAUC
Molecule: messenger RNA, 1088 nt
Organism: Manis pentadactyla (Chinese pangolin)
Lineage: Eukaryota; Metazoa; Chordata; Mammalia; Pholidota; Manidae
Gene: MGARP
Product: mitochondria localized glutamic acid rich protein
Exons: 5
Coding region: 51-863 (270 amino acids)
Biological process (GO): anterograde axonal transport
Cellular component (GO): mitochondrial outer membrane; mitochondrion
Source: RefSeq, a predicted model, not a curated record